Molecule: messenger RNA, 246 nt
Organism: Gongylonema pulchrum
Lineage: Eukaryota; Metazoa; Nematoda; Chromadorea; Rhabditida; Gongylonematidae
Source: the annotation of a GenBank genome assembly
CACGGUCUUUGGUGGGAUUGCAUACGAGCAGAAAAGCAUGUCGUUGCAGUCGGGGAUUUUUAUGACGAAGAACCGCUUCACUGCAUGUAUAAAUUUGAUCGCAGUGCAGAACUGGUCAUCGAGAACACUCUGAACAACAUCGACGAGGAUGGUGCUGCCGGUGAAUCUGAGCACCAUCGAUUCUGGGGUAAAAUCUUUUUAUACCAGAGAAAUUCUAAUUUUCAUACAUUUUGUAUCAGUGAUUAA